Messenger RNA from Fusarium verticillioides 7600, 252 nucleotides. RefSeq lists its product as hypothetical. The transcript has 2 exons. The coding region runs from base 1 to 252 and encodes 83 amino acids. The record is from RefSeq and is a predicted model, not a curated record. Lineage: Eukaryota; Fungi; Ascomycota; Sordariomycetes; Hypocreales; Nectriaceae.
AUGAGGCUUGUUGAGAACAGCAAAGAGGCUUAUAGAAACCUUACUGUCAUCGCUUCUGAUAGGUCCAGUGAGUACAACGGCGUUGUACCUACGCCGAUCAGCUGGGCAACUAUGGUUGCGAAGAAGACACUGAAUUUGAAAAAGGGCCACGCCAAGCCCAACCCAGCAGAGAUCCGUGCGGAAACCCGUCGCUUGCAAGGUCUACUUGUUUCAUACGAAACUCUUGCAGAGGCCAGUCAACCAUCUACCUAG